UUUGAUUCCAUUUCAAUUUCAAUGGCUAAUUCAUUCAUUUCACUUAUUUCACACACACACUCUCUCUAUAAAUUCACUCUCUUCCCUCUUCAUAUGUAAAAUUAAAAACCAAACUAACUCUAAUUAAUUAGUGUACACACAACAACAACAACAACAACAAAAAUGGGUGUGAAUUCCAAUAGAGUUGAUCCUUUUGGGACAAUUAAAAUUCAAUCAGAAAUACCAAUGUUUCAAACACCAUUGGAAAUUCACAAGGUUCGUUUGCCACCACAAACCACCACUUUUCAAAAACUUAGACAUAGACUUUCUGAAAUCUUUUUCCCUGAUGACCCUUUUCAUAGAUUCAAAAACCAAACUUGCUUCAUGAAAUUAAUUCUUGGACUUCAAUAUUUGUUCCCUAUUUUUCAAUGGGGUCCCGAAUAUAACCUUCGUCUUCUACGCUCGGAUAUCGUCUCUGGUCUCACCAUCGCUAGCCUCGCCAUUCCUCAGGGAAUUAGUUAUGCCAAACUUGCAAACUUGCCACCUAUUAUUGGAUUGUAUUCAAGUUUUGUGCCUGCUUUGAUAUAUUCAGUACUUGGAAGUUCUAGACAUCUUGGUGUUGGUCCUGUUUCAAUAGCAUCAUUAGUUAUGGGAUCAAUGUUAAGUGAAUCUGUUUCUUAUAGUCAAGAUCCAAUUCUCUAUCUUAAAUUGGCUUUCACUGCCACUUUCUUUGCUGGUGUAUUCCAAUCUUCUCUUGGUGUAUUAAGGUUAGGCUUUGUAAUUGAUUUUCUAUCAAAGGCAACAUUGGUGGGUUUCAUGGCUGGUGCAGCAAUAAUUGUGUCACUACAACAACUCAAAGGGUUGCUAGGAAUAGUUCACUUCACCACUAAGAUGCAAAUAGUACCUGUUUUGGCCUCUGUUUUCAUUCAAAGAGACGAGUGGUCAUGGCAAACUAUUUUACUAGGAUUCAGUUUCCUAUUCUUCCUUCUUAUGACAAGACACAUUAGCUUGAAGAAGCCAAAAUUAUUCUGGAUUUCAGCAGCUGCACCAUUGACUUCAGUGAUUCUGUCAACCCUUUUAGUCUUUUCUAUGAGAAAUAAGAUUCAUAAAAUAGCAAUUAUUGGUGAAUUGCCAAAAGGACUUAAUCCACCAUCAUCAAAUAUGUUAUACUUUAAUGGUCCUUAUUUGGCUCUUGCUAUCAAAACUGGACUUGUCACUGGAGUUUUGUCUCUCACUGAAGGAAUUGCAGUUGGAAGAACAUUUGCUUCACUUAGGAACUACCAAGUGGAUGGAAACAAAGAAAUGAUGGCUAUUGGUCUUAUGAACAUAGCUGGUUCAUGUUCUUCAUGUUAUGUCACGACAGGAUCCUUUUCUCGAUCGGCCGUUAACUACAAUGCCGGAGCACAGACAACAGUCUCAAACAUAAUCAUGGCUUCAGCUGUUCUUGUGACACUUCUGUUUCUUAUGCCACUGUUCUAUUACACGCCGAACGUUGUCUUAGCAGCCAUUAUCAUCACUGCUGUCAUUGGUCUAAUCGAUUAUCAAGCUGCAUACAAAUUGUGGAAGGUUGACAAACUUGAUUUCUUGGCUUGUUUGUGCUCCUUUUUCGGUGUUCUCUUCAUUUCAGUACCAUUAGGCCUCGGAAUUGCAGUGGCAAUAUCGGUCUUCAAAAUCCUGCUUCAUGUCUCUAGGCCAAACACAGUUGUUUUGGGAAACAUUCCAGGGACACCAAUAUUUCACAACCUAAACCAAUAUAAAGAAGCUUUGAGGAUUCCUUCAUUUAUCAUUUUGGCUGUAGAGUCUCCCAUUUACUUUGCAAAUGCAACUUACCUGCAAGAAAGGAUUCUAAGAUGGGUUCGAGAAGAGGAAGAGCGCAUAAUAGCAAUCAAUGGAAGUACAUUGAAAUGCAUAAUUUUAGACAUGACAGCCGUGACAGGUAUAGACACAAGUGGAAUCGAUACAUUAUGCGAACUUAGAAGGAGACUGGAACAAAGAUCACUUCAGCUUGUGUUGGCAAAUCCUAUUGGAAAUGUGAUGGAAAAGUUACAUGAAUCAAAUAUUUUGAAUUCCUUCGGAAUGAAAGGAGUCUAUCUCUCAGUAGGAGAAGCAGUGGCUGACAUUUCAUCAUCGUGGAAACCUCAGCCUUGAAUAAUCUCCAUAGAUAAAUUUCUAGGACAAAGGGAAAAAAGAAAAUGAUGAUGGCUUCUAAACUUUCAAAAGUUAGACAAAACUAACAUUGAAAGUUUGUUGCCUAAUGAGACAAUCAACUUGGUUUAAAUUAAAGCUUUGAAGUUUUUCUGAUUCUAGGAUGCUACUUUUAUUUUAUGAAUGUAUUAUGUUACUCUUGUCCAUUUUUGGCAUUAGAUGGAGAGGAAAGAGCAUCAUAUGCAAGAACUAUUGUGAUGACUUUAUUCUAUGGACAUUGAGUGAUGAAUAUCAAUAGAUAUUUUAAUUUUAAUGAACAACAAAAGAAGGUAUUCCACUUAUAA
Molecule: messenger RNA, 2468 nt
Organism: Cicer arietinum (chickpea)
Lineage: Eukaryota; Viridiplantae; Streptophyta; Magnoliopsida; Fabales; Fabaceae
Product: probable sulfate transporter 3.4
Biological process (GO): sulfate transmembrane transport
Cellular component (GO): membrane
Molecular function (GO): secondary active sulfate transmembrane transporter activity
Source: RefSeq, a predicted model, not a curated record